Messenger RNA from Melitaea cinxia (Glanville fritillary), 1776 nucleotides. Its product is annotated as zinc finger protein OZF-like. NCBI's taxonomy places the organism in Eukaryota, Metazoa, Arthropoda, Insecta, Lepidoptera, Nymphalidae. Gene Ontology annotation, cellular component: chromosome; nucleus. Gene Ontology annotation, molecular function: chromatin insulator sequence binding; zinc ion binding. The record is from RefSeq and is a predicted model, not a curated record. The transcript is spliced from 2 exons. The coding region runs from base 1 to 1428 and encodes 475 amino acids. Gene Ontology annotation, biological process: regulation of transcription by RNA polymerase II.
AUGGUGGAGGAUAUUAAUUUAAAUAUAGUCGUAUCAAACAUUUUGAAUGAGAAGCGCUACAGUCAUUGCAGGUUAUGCUUAAAGAUUAUCAAAGAGCAUUAUGUUCGUUUUAACGAUGCAGUGUCUUUACAUCCAUCUAGUGGAAUUUUUCAGCCGCUGUCUGAAAUCCUAACGAAGCUUUUGGGCGAAAGUAUUUGUGAUGAAAUUACGGGUGUUGAAGCAGUUUGUGUGGAUUGUGUCAAUGAAGUACUCACAUCGGCUCGUUUUAUAGAAAGAUGUCAGAAUUCGUCGAAUAUUUUAACUCAAGUGUUUCACAAUCUAUGCAACACAUUCAGUGCUAGCAUUGAUACAAGCAACACAAACAAAACACUAUACGUUGUCAUAGAAGAUCUAGAAUCGCAAAUACUGUUCGUAAAUAAACCACAGAAGAAGCAGAACACUCUGACAUCUCAUUUACCGUUCCAGUGUCAGGUCUGUGAUGUGUAUUUUGAUACAUUUGUAGAUGUAAAAGCCCAUAAUUUGACAGUACACGGAACUCUGACUUGUGAUAAAUGCACAGAAACGUUUGAGCGUGAUAUUGACCUUGUCACUCACGAGGAGCUUAAUCACAAAUAUAAAUGUUCGGAUUGUCCCCAGUACAGGAGUACUGAGGAAGGUCUGAGGGAUCACUAUGAACGACUACAUAACACAUACAUAUGUAAAGAAUGCGGUAAGCCUUGUCAGGGCCUUGAUAAAUUACAUAUACAUGAAGAGAAACAUAAAGCGAGAAGUUCAUGUCCAAAAUGUGGAAAGAUGUACACUACGAAAGAGUUUUAUAUAAAACAUGUUAAAUUAUGCAUUAACAACUUAAUUGAUCCUCAUCCAAUAAGGAGUAGUAUGGAGAAAUCAUAUUCUUGUGAAAAAUGCGACAAAGCCUACAGCACUCCUGGCGGGCUUAGAGUUCAUAAUCGUUUUGCUCACGGAAACGCUCAGCCUCACCAGUGUAAGGAAUGUGGAAAAAAGUUUACCGCACCAAGUUAUUUAAAGGUCCACAUGAUAAAACAUACAGGAGAGAAGAACUUUAAAUGCGAUAUCUGCAAAAGUCGAUUUGUUUCCAAAGAAGCUCUUUUAUAUCACACCCGAAGACACACCGGUGAAAAGCCAUACUCUUGUAAAUUUUGUAGUGAAAAAUUUGUUAACGCCUCUGCCAGAGCAGAGCAUAUAAAGUUUAAACACAUAGGGCCGACACUGAUGUGCGAGAUAUGCUCACGAAAGUUUGUCACAACUCAUUUCUUAAAGCAACAUAUAAGCAGACACCACGACCCAACUAGCAAAUUGUACUACGGUAGAAAUAUGAUACCGCCUAACAUGCCUGUUGAAGAAAAUAUGAGAAGGUUUAUCAUUGAUACUGAGAAUUCUUCUCCUUCUUUUAUAAUUGGAAUCCCAUAGGAAUUGUCAAAGUCCAGUGUUUUCUCUCAAUUCUCUGCUCAUAAUAUUAGCGUUAUGUACGGUUUGCUUCACACAACUUAUUCAUCUAAAAAAAAACCCAAGACAACAAAUGUUAGUAUGUUAGAAAAAACUUCACACCUUAAUAUUGUUAGCUAAAUAAAUGUACAUAAAAUAUCUACUAAAGGAGUAUUUACAUGCAAUAGAAUAGAUAUAAAAUCAAUAAGACGGGGGAUACUGAGAAUUAACGCUAAAGCUUUUAAUAUUGUGCCUAUCAAUUGUUUUUAUUAGGCAAAUUAUAUGUUAAUUUUAAAGCAAAUUUAAUGUAUUUGUUGAAUGCGCUUAAUAUUA